AUGCAACACCACGUCCAUGCGCCUCUCUCGCACCACUUCCCUGCCUCUCAUCUAAGGUCGAAAAUGGUUUUUUCUCUUUUCGUAGCUGCCACCCUUAGUACCCUAGUGCUCGUUGAGCUUUUCCCGUUCUACAUCGCGGUUGCGGCUUCAGCUUCAGCGCCAGCUCCAGAACACCUGUUCAACGUGUCGACUCCUGCUUUUCCACAGGCGCUGCUCGUUCCCUGGUCGAGUCCCGACUUCAGCGAGGCUCGUACCCCCCUCGAAUCCUUCGACAAGCGCCAAACUAGAACUUGCACUCGAGGACCCGGAGGACCUUGGUGUAGCCAGACUACAUGCUGUGGAGCCGGUGAACGAUGCUGCCCUGGCAAUUCAUGCUGUUACUCCAGUCAAAACUGCUUUGCAAAUAGAAGGUGUUGUCCAAUCAGCUACACUAUUUGUUCUGGCCACACGGCGUGCUGUCCUCCUGGCUAUCCGUGUUGCGGAAGUGGCUGUUGCCGUCCUGGCGCUUUCUGUAGCGGGGGUUCCUGCUUUCGAAGAAGCACGUCGCCUCCCCCGCCGCCCCCGCCGCCCCCACCGCCCCCUGUAUCUCGGCCGCCUCCUCCAUCGUCUUCACCAUCGCGGCCGCCUGCGUCAUCUGCGUCUGCGGCUGCACCAUCUACGCCGUCGUGCAAUUGUGGAAACAUCUGUUGCUUAUCUGGCGAGAUCUGUGAACGGAAUAGAUGUAUCCGUGCAUCCCUCCGGAACAGAAUCGUCCGUUUCAACACCUCGGAUGAGAACAUCGAGGUUCUGAAGAACAUGUGCCAAGCAAUGUUGGACACCGCCAACGCGGUCGCAGCAAUACUGACAUAUCGCGGCUCGGACCUCGACGCUAUAAGCCGUACACGGACAGAAGCUGGUUGCAACGAAGGAUACUGCGCAGACCGCAUUGCGAGAGGCCUCGUUCCUCCCAGUUACACCUCUUGCGUCGAGUACCCACCAGCCUCCUCGAUGGAGGGUGGGCUCUCCACACCGGCAUCCCGACGUUCUAUUAGCUGCGUCCCAGACCGACAGAAUUUAUAUCAAGGCGGGAUGUUUAACUGGAAGUUGAAUAAGGACGGAAUUAGCCUUCAAGCGGGAGAUGAGUUCGUGAUCAGUGUUGAGUGCGACAAAGUUUCGAUUGACGUGCCAACCACUGGCGAGACGUCAAGUGCAUCUGGGGCUCAGGAGGAUGCGACGAGCGAACAUGGCAUCGCAGCCGAAGAAAUUGGGGUUCCGCUAAAUACGAGAGACGAUGAGAGUGUUUCGAAGUCUGGAAACGAAGCUGUCGAACCCAACCUAUUGAACGAGGACCAACCAGGGCGUAGUUUCCUUAUCGCCCCUUUCGGCGACCUCAAACCGGGGACAUAUACCGCGAACAUUCAGGUCGUCAACGGCUCUGCGCUUGGCGGCACUGUCCUUGAUAAUGAAGGGGUGGAUUAUGCAAGGUUCAACACUUUCUCCGGGCAAACUCAGCAAUAUUCUUUCAGUCUAAGGCAUUGGACCCCUGGGAUGGGGAUCCUCAUCUCGACGAAUGAUCGCGCAACGAACAUCACCUGGACGUUGGAAGGAACUGUCGCGGCGUCUGCUACGUCCAACAGAGGUUUCCCCACAUCGACGACAACGGGUAACUUGCCCUCGUCGAUUCUCAGUGGAGCCCAAGGCCUUAACUUGCGCGUACAAGCUGAGUGGAUGAUUGUAUUCUCCUUGCUCCUCGUCUACGUCACUCUCUGA
This is a messenger RNA of Cyclocybe aegerita, 1749 nucleotides long. The record is from the annotation of a GenBank genome assembly. Lineage: Eukaryota; Fungi; Basidiomycota; Agaricomycetes; Agaricales; Hemipholiotaceae.